GGUACCGAAGAAGAUGUGAAGAUCAGAUCCGCGUGCGAAGGAACAGCCAGUUGAAUAUUUACACUGGUUGUGAUAUAUCCCCACCCACGGAGUUAAGAACCGCAUAAUCAAAUCCCUAAGGAGAAGGUCUUGAGACCCUAGAUGGCGUCACACCACUCGCCGAACACACGGUCUCCAGAACCGCACGGGCAUGCUCAUCAGUCUCCUCAUGCUCAUCAGCCUCCCCAUGCUGCUCAGCCUCCCCAUGCUGCUCAGCUUCCCCAGCAGCAACAACAAAUGGCCGCUCCCGCACCAAAUUUCAGCUCGGCGUGUCCACCAGGCUUGGAGUACUUGUGUUACCUGGACCAGAUGAUCAUCAAGCAACGCGUCGAACUGUUUGAAGCUGUGGUGGGCUUCGAGACUCAGAACAAAUACGUUGCCUGCAACACCCAGGGCCAGAACGUGUACUAUCUCGCCGAAUCGAGUGGCCUCUGUACGCGAUGCUGCUGUAAUCAAAGCCGAUGCUUUGAGAUGCACGCCUGGGACUCACAGCACCAAGCGGUGAUGAGGUUCGUCCGACCACUUCGAUUGCAAAGCAACUAUCGCGGUUGUUGCUGCUGUGGUCUGCAGGAAGUGGCAGUAGAAGCGCCUCCCGACGAGGCGAUAGGCUUCGUAUAUGAAGAAUGUUCGUUCUGCCGGCCGUCGUUUACCAUCAACGACAAGACUGGGAAGCCUGUGGCCAGAGUGCAAGGUCCAUGCAUCACGCGAAGCCUCCCGUGUGCAUGUGACGUCAAAUUUGCGGUUCGGACGAUGGCUGGAACAGACAUCGGUAUCAUCACGAAGCAGUGGUCCGGGAUGGUGAAGGAGAUGUUCACAGACGCUGACACAUUCAGUGUCACAUUUCCCAUUGACCUGGAUGUUUGCGCCAAAGCAAGCAUCCUUGCAUGCGCCAUCCUAAUCGACUAUAUGUUUUUCGAAGAUACAUCGAAGUAAGGAAGUAACACCGCGACGGAUUCCACAUGACGUGAACAUCAAAUCAGCUGGUUUCAUGCCAACUGGAGCAGCGUGGCUUAUGAUGUCCGGAUGAUGUACGUACUGGCGCUGAUUCUUGACCGCAUGCCGGCAACAGUGAAGGAAAAUGAAUACUUCACACGGUUUCAAAUAAUGCAAAAUAUGUACUUCGACCGCACUCGGUAAAACUCGUCUAUGUAUUUUAAAUUGUUGCAAUAUUCAAUAAAGAAAGCUAUUGGGCAUCACAAA
This is a messenger RNA of Ornithodoros turicata, 1239 nucleotides long. Its product is annotated as phospholipid scramblase 2-like. The transcript has 7 exons. Gene Ontology annotation, cellular component: plasma membrane. Bases 142 to 972 code for a protein of 276 amino acids. Gene Ontology annotation, biological process: plasma membrane phospholipid scrambling. The record is from RefSeq and is a predicted model, not a curated record. NCBI's taxonomy places the organism in Eukaryota, Metazoa, Arthropoda, Arachnida, Ixodida, Argasidae. Gene Ontology annotation, molecular function: phospholipid scramblase activity.